AUGGGGCUUGAGGCUGAGCUAACAGAGGCAAUGUUCCGGAUUACUGUACUACUUCUCCUCGUGAUCUUCACCGUUUACGUAGCCGGAAGCGACUUUGGAUGGGGAUUUGUUCGACCGCGUUGGUACUUCGGUGGCCGUCUUAACAACGGUCUUGGACGACUGGACGCUCGAGAAACCAGGUCAUACGACAGCUACGGUCCGGACGCUUUAUGA
Messenger RNA from Cooperia oncophora, 213 nucleotides. The record is from the annotation of a GenBank genome assembly. Lineage: Eukaryota; Metazoa; Nematoda; Chromadorea; Rhabditida; Trichostrongylidae.